Molecule: messenger RNA, 3423 nt
Organism: Blepharisma stoltei
Lineage: Eukaryota; Ciliophora; Heterotrichea; Heterotrichida; Blepharismidae
Source: the annotation of a GenBank genome assembly
AUGAUCAAUUUCUCAGAAUUUAAAUCUCAAGUUAAAAUGGCAAAGAAAAGUGUAAUUCAAGAACUCUACCCUCACCUUUUUGAAGAAAAAGAGCAGGCUCAAUCUAUCAUCAAUUCUAUGCUAAAAAUCGAAGACGAAGCCUCGUCAAUCAAAGAACGAGCCACUGGCAAAAAACAAAAUUGAACCCCAAGUGACGACUAUAAAGAAAAUGACGACGAUUUUGCUAUUGCUUACCGCGUCAUGGAAUCCUACAAAAAAGAACAAAAAGACAAAGAAAAGCUUGACAAAGCUAGAUCUUAACUUAACUUAGAAAUUAGAAGGCGUCUGCGAUUUUGAUUACACAGUCACUAAGGACCCCAAUGCGGGGUUCAACUGCUUUGCGCCGUCUUCAGAUUCACCUUGUUCGAGUUGAGACAAUGAUUCGCUGGCCAAAGUUCAGCUCUGACACUGCCUUUCCCCUUCUUCAGCUCCUGGUGGCAUGGUAUUCUGAAGUGAGGACAAAGCUAGAUCAAAUUCAAAAAAAGUAUAUCGGGAGUUCGAUCCUAGGCCAGCUAUGGAAGAAAGACAUCAAAAAGUAUUAAAACAGCGACAACAGAGGCUAGAAAACCAAAAUUUAAUAAGUGUAGGCUCCAAACUAGAAAUGCUCAGAGAAGAACGAAGAAAAUUCCAAGAAGAAAUUUCUCCUGAUGAGCUUGAAGCUAUGAAACAAUUAGUAAAAAAAGAAGCUGAAGAAAUAAGGCAGCAAGAUUUAAUCAGAAAAAAACAUGAGCGUGCUGCAGAGGAAAGAGAAAGAAUGGCUGUACAAAAGCAAAAUUUGGCUAAAGAAAAAGAAAGAAUUGAAAAGAAUUUUUUGGAAUUCAAAGUAAAACAAAUUUAUACAAAAAUCCUGAACACAAUAAACUCAGAUGAGAGGAAAAAUGUGAAUUGGGCUUUUAAGCAGAUUUUAAGCUAUACAAUAGAGCUAAAAUCAAAAAUGAUAAAAAUUGCAAGGAAAUAUAGGUUUAAAAGAAUCAAUAAAUAUAUGGCGAGAUGGAGAAAAUAUGUAAAAGAUUUUGAAAUUCAAAAAGAGCUGGAAAGGCAGAGGAUUGAGCAGGAAAAAAUGCAGUUUUUAAAUGAUACUGCAGAUAAUCAAUAUGAAAGCUGGCUAUUAAGGAGAGGAUUGAUAAGCUGAUGCAAGUUUAUGAACCAGUUGAGGAUUGAAAGAGAACAAGAAGAAGAGGAAAUUAAGAGAAAAGAAAAAGUUGAAAGGCUGAUGGAAUUUGUAAGACAAAGAGCUGAAGAAGAAAAGGAAUUAAGGAUACAACAAGAAAGGAAAAAACAAAUUGAAAUUGAAUGGAGAAAACAACAGCAACUGAUUGAGAUGAUUGAAAAGAGAAAAAUAAUGGAAUAUGAAGAAUCCCAAAAGAGAAACCAGGGUGUUAGUCAGCCAAAAAUUGAUGCCGCAAUAGAUACACCAGUUAUUUUUGAAGAAGCGGCAGUUCAAGCUUCUUUUGAUGAAAAUCGAGAAUUUGUGAUUCUGCAACAAGAAAAUCAGCAAAGGACUGAGCCAGAGAAAAUUGUUAUUGAAGAAGAAAUAUCAUACCAACAAUCAGAGUCGCCGACACAAAAUAAAAAACCUCAAAAAGUACCUAAAGAGCUUGCAAAAAUGAAACAAAGAGAAGAAGAACGUAAAAAAAAGCGCGAAGCACUUGAACAAAAGUAUAAAGAAAAAAGGAUUAAAGAGGAACAAGAAAAAAAAGAAAAAGAGCUAAUAGCACUGGACAAUUUGGCUCGUCUACCUAGCUUUAAGGCUCUACCUGGUAGUCUGACAGUCCGGCUCUACCUGGCUCUACUUCCUCUAUAUACAUUAAAAUGGCGACGGUGAACCAGCCCUUUUUCUCAACGCCUGUAGUCGGCUAUGCCGGGGACCUUGUGGAAGAGAAUUUGGCGCUCGGUGUGUGUAUCCGGCUAGAUUUUUCCUUGGUGCAGUGAAGCGCAGCGUCAAGUUUGAUUGACCGUAGCUCAUUCUGAUGUCAGGUUUUUUACCUCAGGGGGAAUGGUUUCUAGGUUGGAAAAGGGAGGCUCAGCUAUACCAAGGGCAUCCACUUGGUCAAUCGGGGAACUUCCUAGCUCGAUGCUGGGCGUUGCGUCCCAGGCCUGGAUUUCCAUUUUGGCCGUGAGUCUGACUAGAAGUAUUAUUUUAAUCAUUUCAGUAUGCAUUGAUUCUAACAUAACUUUUCAUUUUAUAAUUGGUUGAUAUAUUUUAUUUAUUUAUUUAUUUGAUGUAAUAAUAGUAGUUUAUAAUGAUUUUGUUUACUAUUAAGAUGAUAAUAUAAUUUAUUUUUUAGUAUUAAACUGUAUUAUAAAAUUUAUAUCAGCAUUUUAUUCCUUUAUAAAUUGCUGGACUUUGUUAUAGACUUGAAAAAAAAAAAUAUAUUGGCAGCAAUGCAAUAUAUAUGCAGACCUCUUUAAUGUUUUAUUCUUUGGAGAUGAUGCUAUUACAGGCUAUUACAUUUGAAUCUAAUAUAUCAUUACAAAAUUCAUUAAAUUGAUACUCCAAAAACCUAGGUAAUUUAAUUUGUUAAAGCCAGACUGCCAGGCAGAGCUGAACUGCCAGGUAGAGCCAGACUGUCAGGAAGAGCAGUAGAACCAGACUUCCGGACUGCAGGGUAGAGCAAGUAGAGCCGGACUGCCAGACUGCCAGGUAGAGCUGGGCUACAAGAUUACCAGAUGGCCAUAGCACUUGCAGAAGAAAAGAAGAAGAAAAAAGAGAUUAUUGAAAAAAAGAAAGCUGAAGAAAGGCAGAAAAAAGAAGCAGAAGAAAAAAAGAAACAAGCUUUGAUGGAACUAAAAGAAAAAUGUGAAAAAUCUGAUAAAUUUUACUAUUUCAGCUUGGUGGCCAAAAUGAUUAAAUUCUGGAAAAUGUAUUGCAGCAAUGUGAAAGAAGCAAAAAUAAAAGCUGAGGUAUUUGGAGAAAGAGCUAUAAAGAAGCUUAUUUUAAGAUAUUUCAUUGAAGGAAUCGCGGUUUCAAGGCAGGAAACUCAAGAAAUUGAUCGAAGAAGGAUGGAUUUUGCAUAUGAGCACUAUUUGAUGAGACUUAAAAGCUGCGUUUUUCUAAAUUUUAUACGAAAUCGAGACGAUCAUAUGGAAAGGGAGCUCGAAAUGGCCCAACAUCAUGAUAAAUACCUUUUAAGAAUUUCUAUUCAGGCAUGGGCAGAAGCUAAAGAGGUCCUCAAAGAAGAAAGGAUUAUUCAAGAAAAUAAAGAUAAUCAAAUAGCUUUGAGAUUUAGAUUGAAAAAGUUAGGACCAAAAGUAAUUAAAACUUGGAAAGAAGCUGUUGAAGAAGAAAUUGAAAAGAAACUGAAAGACCAGCAUACACAAGCAAUGUGGGAUAAAGUGCAGGGGUGGCUGAAGCAGCCUACAACGCAGUAUGAAGAUGAUUAA